UGGUUUGUGAGCAGGAUGAGUGUACCCCAGCCCGUGUGGGGUGUGGAACUCGGGGCGCUGUCAGGGAGCGCUGUGUGUCCGAGCUUUCAGCCUGACCAUGCCUUCUGUCUUUCCAGGUCAUCGAUACUGAGUGAGGUUUCCACCCGGUCGAGAUCUAAACUGCCCUCUGGCAAAAAUAUCCUCGUUUUUGGUGAUGAUGGCUCAGGUAAAACCACGCUUAUGGCUAAAAUACAGGGAGCGGAAUAUGGCAAAAAAGGAAGAGGACUGGAAUACUUAUAUCUAAAUAUUCACGAUGAAGACAGAGAUGAUCAUACUCGCUGUAAUGUUUGGAUUCUGGAUGGAGACUUAUACAAUAAAGGGCUGCUGAAGUUUGCCGUUUCUGCAGAAUCCCUGCAAGACACCAUUGUGGUCUUUGUUGCGGAUAUGUCUAGACCUUGGACUGUUAUGGAGUCUUUACAGAAAUGGGCCAGUGUCUUGCAAGAACAUAUUGAUAAGCUGAAAAUUCCUCCAGAAGAAAUGAGAGACAUGGAACAGAAGUUUAUAAAGGAGUUUCAAGAGUAUGUAGAACCUGAAGAAGGCUACCAAGGAUCACCCCAGAGAAGGGGCCCUUCUUCAGGCCAAGAGGAUGAAAGUGUUUCUUUGCCACUUGGAGAAAAUGUGCUGACACACAACCUUGGUAUUCCUGUGCUGGUAGUUUGUACAAAAUGUGAUGCAGUGAGCGUACUAGAGAAGGAGCAUGAUUACAGAGAGGAGCACUUUGAUUUCAUUCAGUCACACAUUCGUAGAUUCUGCUUACAGUAUGGAGCUGCCUUGAUUUAUACAUCAGUUAAGGAGGAAAAGAACCUUGAUCUGUUGUAUAAGUACAUUGUACAUAAAACGUAUGGUUUUCAGUUUACCACUCCUGCCUUAGUGGUAGAAAAGGAUGCAGUUUUUAUGUAAGUCAAUUGUACAAAGCGAUCUGGGAGCGUAUUGCUUCUAUUAAAUGCAACACAUACAGACAUAGAUGAAGGACUUGCAUCAAUUAUUUUAUUGUAUU
This is a messenger RNA of Meleagris gallopavo (turkey), 1036 nucleotides long. The record is from RefSeq and is a predicted model, not a curated record. Lineage: Eukaryota; Metazoa; Chordata; Aves; Galliformes; Phasianidae.